Messenger RNA from Aplysia californica (California sea hare), 3550 nucleotides. RefSeq lists its product as uncharacterized. Bases 583 to 2871 code for a protein of 762 amino acids. Gene Ontology annotation, cellular component: membrane. Lineage: Eukaryota; Metazoa; Mollusca; Gastropoda; Aplysiida; Aplysiidae. The transcript is spliced from 2 exons. Gene Ontology annotation, biological process: neuropeptide signaling pathway. The record is from RefSeq and is a predicted model, not a curated record. Gene Ontology annotation, molecular function: G protein-coupled peptide receptor activity.
CGUCCAAAACUCCAUCACGUUAUCUCCCAAACUCAUCACAUUACCCCGUCUUGACGUGGUUUAAGAAGUGUUCGCUAACCGCGCGUCGGUUGUUACCAUUACCAAUAUACCGUGCGUAUUUCCUCCUUGAUAUUUACAAACGCAAUCCUCUCCUCGCUCGUCUUUGCUUAGGACGGCGCCUAUGUCGGACAUUUUGUAAACAGAAGAUAUUCCGAGUGGAAUUUGACAGCGUUCUCAGAACAUAACCCAAGCUUACGACAACAACACUCCUGCUGGGAAACUCCGUUUUCAUGCCGGAUACCUAAAAUGCUGCAACAAUCAAGGUCCCUGUGACAAAUGAUAUCGUCAACUUGAGCACUUCUCUCUAACGAAUAGUCUGUGGUUUUUCCAGACCGUCAAAUAGCCAUCGCAAAGCAAUUGAGGUCGUUGGGCUGUGUCCAGUACUGUAUGGAUACUUUUCUGGAGGCCCAACGAGUUGUUUAUUUCCAUUUUAGAAUGGCGUAGAUUAUAUGAUAUCUUAAACACGUAUUACCAAAUCUUCAGCACUAUCACAAACGGUGAAGGACCGUGCUUUUCUUGAAAAUGACAAGCAUUUCAGACGUGAACGCGUAUUUUUUGAGACGCUCACUAUGGCCUGCUGUGUCAUACACCAUGUUUCUGAUGCUGUCUGGUCUCCUUGGCAACGCGCUGGUGCUGAUCGUGUACCGUCGUCACUUCCGGCACAGCGUGACCCGGAUGUUCAUCUAUUCUUUGGCGCUCCUCGACAUUGCCAACUGCCUCAUCACGAUGCCUUCUGAGCUUAUCGUUCUCAUCCAGUUUGCCUCUUUCCCGUCUCCAGUUUGGUGCAAGCUCAGCAGAUACCUCACCUACAUUCUCAACGGGAGUUCUUCCGUUCUGCUCAUCGGGAUUGCUGUGGAUCGAUACUACAAAGUAUGUCACCCCACCACAGUGUUCAUAACCAUCAAGCGUGCUCGCAUCAUAUGCUUAGGGGCUUUGCUCUUUAACGCAUUGUUAGCUCUCCCGGCUUUAGUGUUAUAUGGAGACAUGACCUUGACAUUGCAGAUUAUAGAUAAUGAAGUAAGCGUUUUGGGUGUCGAACAAAAAGAUUAUAAUAAAUCUGCAACGACUCUCCCUGACCACGUAAAAGAAGGCGUUACCCUUCCGUACCCCAUCCCUCACAAAGCGGAAUAUAUCGUGGGUCAUUUCUGUCUGAUUAAGAACAGCUACAUCAACACCGUUUACCCGAUCGUAUUUUACGCCUCCAUGUUUUCUCUAUAUCUGGCCCUGGUCGUUGUCGUCAUCUUCUCCUACACACGGCUGGCACGGACGAUGUACCUUCUACGACAACGCCACGACCGAAUGUUUUCUUUCAUCCGAUAUUACAAGGGCUCCAACUCCGCCAUCCCUGAGCCCAGUGGCCAUGGGGAAGGGGCUGCUGAUAGACCCGCUGUUGGCGAACAUCAAGACCAGGAUCAUUACGAGGACAGGUGCUCUGUUAAAAUUGGAGGUGGGCAAUUUCUCACUCUAGAAGAAUCAAAUCUGAACGUUGACGGAGAAGCGGGAUGUGUGAGAGAAGAGCAAGAGGAGGGACAUCUGGCAAAAGUGUCUCAGGAUGGGAUUGCCGCUAAAGAUGAGUCCGCUCAGGGAAAGAACGAGGCCCUUAAUCCAGGAUCUGGAGUCGAAAAGGCAGAAAUGUCCACGAAUAUCGAACAUCCGAAUAGUGAGAUGGAAGACAGUGCAAUGAAAAUAUCACAGGGACAGUCGGAAAAGCCAAAGGAAGAGGUGCAUACUAAAAACUAUCAAGAGCCUGCGGUGAAUUCUAUUCCUCAAGAUCGCCAAGCGACUGGUCUAACGGCCGUAUGCAAACCUGAAACAACAGUUGCCAACGGUACUAAAGGAGGCCAAGGCUACUCAGGUCAGGUUCCAAGGGUUAGAGUGCACAAGCCUUCGAGAACAGAGAGCAAAAAAGAGUUCACAUUUCCUAGUCUAGCAUGUGAGAACAGCUUAUUGAUGAGGAGAAUCCACAGUAUGGAGAAUGUCCGAGGUGUCAUGGCUCAGCCAGCGCUCAGCUUGUCCCAACUUGACAUCGAACAUCGACAGAACGGAAAGUUUUCCACGUCAGACAAGAACAAACCGGGCCCGAUGCGCCGGAGGGACUGGCAGUCUCUGGACGCACUCCGGCCACACGCCUUGAACGUCACGACAAGCUACAGCGUGGACAUCGUGGAUGGGGAUCCCGAGAGACAAGAUCACUGGAGCCCUGGGAACACGGACGUGAAGACGUUGACAUUGACGAGAAGAUCUCCGAAAGGAAGCAAACAUCUGUGUGUCUUACCCCUCACUGGACUCUCCAGUAAAACUGCUUUACAUGCGCUGGAGCAAAAUGACCAGAAAGACGGUCAUGUGGUUAUUGAUUCUUGCCAAAGAGGUGUUGUAGUUGACGCAGACGAGAUAACGCUGAGAACGAAAUCCACGAGUCCUCAGGGAAUGCAGAAGAAGUCGCCUCAGAGUGACCUGAAAACCCCUGCGAGUCCACGACGAGAGGUCAUCAGCACUGCAGACCUUCUCAAGGAGCAGCACCGAGGGAAUGCACUUCACCCAUUCCGAACGAGCAGAAUGCUCUUCAUUAUCUCCCUUGUAUUUGUGGUCAGUUUUUGCCCGUUCUUCAUUAUUGCUCUGAUCAGAUCCGCGCAAGGAGCGUCUUUCACUGAUUUAUUGGGCGAGACAGAGCUAGCCGUUGUGUCUGUUCUCAUUCGCUCGUCUCUAAUCAGUAACGCGGUCAACCCGAUCGUUUAUGGAUUUCUCAGUACUCAUUUUCGCAAAGAAUGCGUAGCUUUGUUCUGUAACCUUUUCCGGAAACAAGGGUCAUAGUUACUAUACAAUCAAUGUCUUUGUCAUAAAAAGGUGGAAGCUUGUUGCAGGCUUGUGCUCUAAGCGAGUAAAUUGCUUGUUUUGCUGUACACAUACUUUCAAGUGCUCUGGAAUUGUGUGGGCCUAUUGUAGCCUACAUGAAAAACGUAUUGAUCUUCAUACAAGAACAUCGGGCUGUUUCUUUCAUAGUUUUGAAAUUUUCAGUCUUUCUGUUGGGGUGCUGUAUCCAUCUCAGCCCGCGUUGGCCCUGACACUGACAGGCAAGCUCAAAGCCCUCCUCUCAGAUUCAAAUGACAUAAAUUGUCUCAAUGGGAGAUAGAUACUCUUUAGAAAUUUUCUCCCACUUGGGUCUCUUGUAUUUGACAGCAAAGCACUUAAUUGCUCAAGCACAUACUGUACGUGGUUUGCCACCUCGAAAAGCAUUAUGGUAUCGCCGACUUACAUGCAUUUCCAAGAAAAGCAUAAUACGAAGAAUACGAUUACAUCCGUCCCAGGUGAUCCCCAACGGUCCUCAAAACUAUCAAAUCGACCACAAAAGGGGGAUAUCGCCCUAAAGUUGACAAUCACUGUAGUAGAAUAACAACACCAUUCUAUGUCAGUUUUCAUGUGAAAGCGCUUCUUUCCUGUAGUUCUUCUAUGAUUUGUUGACCCAUAAUACAGAAACCUGGUUAUGUACAGU